This is a messenger RNA of Trifolium pratense (red clover), 897 nucleotides long. RefSeq lists its product as uncharacterized. Lineage: Eukaryota; Viridiplantae; Streptophyta; Magnoliopsida; Fabales; Fabaceae. The record is from RefSeq and is a predicted model, not a curated record. The coding region runs from base 1 to 897 and encodes 298 amino acids. Gene Ontology annotation, molecular function: protein binding. The transcript has 2 exons.
AUGGAAGAAGCAUCGGCAGGAGCGAUCUUCCCCAACGAAGUUAUAGUAGAAAUUGUAUCAUGGCUUCCGGUGAAAUAUGUUAUGCAACUCAGGUGCCUUAACAAGUUUUUCAAUACUCUCAUCUUUAAUCCUAACUUCGUUCAAAUGCAUCUCAAUAAAUCAACACGAACAAAUUCGCAGCAACUUGCAUUAAUUUGUUUUGAGAAUGAGAAGAAUCAUGUUAAUCCGGAGGAGGAUUGGACUUCCAGUUUGAUAACUCUAUCCAUUCAUGAUUUACUCCAAAACCACAAGUUUACCAUCUUUCACCAUUCCGAUCCUUACUAUCUAUUGACCGACCGGCCGUGGCUUGUUGGCUCAUGCAAUGGAUUGCUAUGCUUGUUUGAAAAUGAUGGUGUGCAUUAUUUGAAUGGUACUAUUAACUGGAUUGCCGUUCGUGAUGACAUCAAUAUCAAUGGUAGUGUUAGUCUUACGGUUGACCAAUUUGUGAUUCUUUCACUUGAUCUCUCCACUGAGACAUACACUGAAUUGUUGCUACCUCAGAGAUUUGAUAAGGUGCCGCGUUAUCCCCCAAAGCUUGUGGUUUUGAUGGAUUGUCUUUGUUUUUGUCAUGAUUUUCAGAAAAUCCAUUUUGUAAUAUGGCAAAUGAAGGAUUUUGGAGUUCAAGAGUCAUGGAUUCAAUUAUUUAAAAUUAGUCAUCAAGAUUUCUAUAUAUGGUUGGAUUUGUUGCCAUUGUACCUUUCCGAAAAUGGCGAUACACUGUUAUUGGCAAAUGUUAAACACAACGAGGCAUUUAUCUAUAACUGCAGAGACAAUAAAGUAGAGAAAAUUGGAAUUGCUAACAAUAUAAUGUGGCCAAAGGCCAAGGAUUAUGUUGAAAGUUUGGUUUCACCUCAUUGA